UUGAUUAUAUUUUACUAUUAUUGUUAAAUUUGUGGAGUAUCAAUUAUCUAGCCUCACACAUUCUAAAAAAGUCUAUGUUCCCUUAACAUGUUCCCACGUUACUCUUUCGCGCCAUGUCUACUGCAUCUAACUACUACUGUUCGUUACUCAAACUCUGCUGCGAAACCCACAACCAAAUCCAAGCAAAGAAGCUUCAUUGCCUUAUACUCAAAACCGUCUCCCACCCAGAGACUUUCCUCUUGAACAAUCUCACCAACGCAUACAGUAAACUAGGCAAUUUAACGUAUGCACGUCAUGUGUUCGAUAAAAUACCUCAACCAACCCUCUACUCAUGGAACACCAUCCUCUCUGCUUACUCCAAGUCCGGACAUCUUUUCGAAAUGCAGGAGAUCUUUAAUCGAAUGCCGCAGCGUGAUGGAGUUUCCUGGAACUCGGUUAUUUCGGGUUUGGCACGGUUCAGGUCGUUUGAUGAGUCGUUCAAGGUUUUUAGAUGGAUGUUUAGGGAUGGACGAAUGAAUUUGAGUCGGGUUAUAUUCACGACAAUGCUUAUACUGUCUUCGAAUGAGGCUUGUAUCAAUUUUGGUAGGCAAGUUCAUGGGCAGAUAGUUAAAUUCGGUUUUUUGUCGAGUGUGUUUGUGGGUAGUCCUUUGAUUGAUAUGUAUUCAAAAGCGGGGUUAAUUUGUAGUGCGAAGAGGGUUUUUGAUGAAUUGGUUGAGAGGAAUCUGGUUAUUGAUAAUACCAUGAUCAUGGGUCUUUUGAGGUGUGGAAUGGUUGAAGAAUCAAAGCAGUUAUUUGGUUGUAUGCCUGAAAGAGAUUCGAUUUCUUGGACAACAAUGAUUACGGGACUUAGCCAGAACGGAGUGGAGAGAGAAGCUGUUGACAUGUUCAGGAAAAUGAGAUCCGAAGGCUUGGCUAUUGAUCAGUUUACUUUUGGAAGCAUUUUGACAGCUUGUGGGAUUCUUCUAGCCUUAAAAGAAGGCAAACAGAUCCAUGCUUAUGUGAUUAGGACCAAUUUUAUGAACAACAUUUUUGUUGGUAGUGCCCUUGUUGACUUGUAUUCCAAGUGUAGAAGCAUAAAAUAUGCAGAAGCCGUUUUUAAGAGAAUGACCUGCAAAAAUGUUGUAUCUUGGACUGCAAUGGUGGUUGGCUAUGGUCAAAAUGGCUAUUGUGAAGAAGCCAUUCAGAUCUUUCGCGAAAUGCAGAGAAAUGGGAUUGAGCCGGAUGAAUUUACUCUGGGAAGUGUAGUUAGCUCAUGUGCAAAUCUUGCAAGCGUAGAAGAGGGUACCCAAUUCCAUGGUCGAGCACUGGUGUCCGGCUUGAUUCUCUUUGUUACAGUUUCAAAUGCACUUCUCACACUUUAUGGUAAAUGUGGAAGCAUAAAAGAGUCCCAUUCUUUGUUCCAUGAGAUGCAUUGUAGGGAUGAAGUCACUUGGACUGCACUUGUUUCCGGUUAUGCCCAGUUUGGAAAAGCCCAUGAAACACUUGACUUAUUUGAAAAAAUGCUGGCCCAUGGUCUUCAACCUGAUCAGGUCACUUUUUUGGGGGUUCUUUCAGCUUGCAGCAGGGCAGGCCUAGUUAAGAAAGGACUUAAGUAUUUUGAUUUAAUGGUAGAAGAACAUGGCAUUAGGCCAAUUCAAGGUCACUACACUUGUAUGAUUGAUCUUUUUGGGCGGUCCGGGAGGUUAGAAGAGGCUAAAAGUUUUGUAUUGAACAUGCCUUUUAGUCCUGAUGCGAUUGGUUGGGGUACCUUAUUGAGUUCAUGUAGAGUUCAUGGUGACAUGGAAAUUGGGAAAUGGGCAGCAGAGUCUCUACUGGAACUAGAACCCCACAACCCUGCAAGCUAUGUCUUGCUUUCCAGUAUGUAUGCUUCUAAAGGGAAAUGGGAUGAAGUGGCCAAGUUAAGGAGAGGGAUGAGAAAUUUGGGCAUAAAAAAAGAACCUGGAUGUAGUUGGAUUAGAUAUAAGAGUAGAGUACAUGUUUUUUCUGCCAAUGACAGAUCAAGUCCGUAUUCGAGUCAGAUAUAUGCUGAGCUGGCAAAUCUGUAUUGCAAAAUGAUAGAGGAGGGUUAUGUGCCUGACAUGAGUUCUGUUUUGCAUGAUGUUGAACAGUCUGAGAAGAUAAAGAUGCUUAAGCAUCACAGUGAGAAGCUUGCUAUUGCCUUUGGCUUGAUAUUUAUUCCUCUUGGCCUACCCAUAAGAGUGGUAAAAAACCUCAGAGUAUGUGGGGAUUGCCACAAUGCAACUAAAUACAUUUCAAAGAUUACGCGGAGAGAGAUUCUUGUCAGAGAUGCUGUUCGGUACCAUUUGUUCAAAGAUGGAACAUGUUCAUGUGGUGAUUUCUGGUGAUGGCUUUACGUGGUUUCCAAAGCUGCUGACAGACAACCCUUGAAAAAACUUUUGAAUCAGGUAAGAGUAAAAAUGUCGGGAUAUCCUCUUUAUCAUUCAAUGGACCGGGCGUUGUCAAUUGAAAAAUGGGUUUUAGAUGAAGUUGCAGCUCGAGGGUCUAAUAUUUUUGCAAAACUUUUAAGGAGCCAUUCCAAAAGAUUAAAGGCCAUUACUGCAGACGACUUUUUCUGUCCAAACAUGACCUGCGUGUUGAAGGAGCACCUAUGGGCAAUUGAUCCCAUGAGAAAGAAUUUCAUUAUGUUAAUCAGCUAACCAGAUUGGGGGCUUGGAUACUAUGAAUAUGCAUUAUUCUAUGCUCAGGGUUAGAUAGAUUACUUUUGGAUAUGGACUGCAGGGACAAGGUUUUUGUUGAGAAGAGCCAAGUUGAGUGUAAGGCUUUUGUGAGGGAGAUUUGCAAGGAAAUUUGUUGAAACUGCUUGCUUCUCUGUUAUUCGGGUUGUUUCAGUUGGACUUUGGAUUAGGCUCUCAGGUUGGCCUCUGGUUUUGCAUAAUCUCUCUACUAAGGUAUGACCUAUGUACGGUGAGAGUUUUAUGAGCAGUUUAA
Rhododendron vialii is the source of this 2949-nucleotide messenger RNA. RefSeq names its product putative pentatricopeptide repeat-containing protein At1g68930. The transcript has 2 exons. Lineage: Eukaryota; Viridiplantae; Streptophyta; Magnoliopsida; Ericales; Ericaceae. Gene Ontology annotation, biological process: RNA modification. Bases 114 to 2345 code for a protein of 743 amino acids. The record is from RefSeq and is a predicted model, not a curated record. Gene Ontology annotation, molecular function: zinc ion binding; RNA binding; protein binding.